AAGGUUAGAGAAGUUUCUCGGCUGCGAGUUCAGGCACUUAUUGCCGCUCUCUCCCAGGGGCGGAAGGGAAAGUCGCACAUAAAGUGCUGGAGAGCGAGAGGGCAGAGAUAAGCUUUUUAAUCUCAGGAUAUUUGGUUUUAUUAAUUUUUUUUCCCCUCUCCCAACGAGAAGUUUUAUUUUCCUCUCCCUGGGAUCACAGCCAGACAGGAAGCAUUUUCUCUUGGCCACAGAGCUCUCUCCGUCCUUCCUGCGCUCCUCCAGUGAUUCAGCCCUGAAUUGAUUUUCUCCGUCAUCCAUCACCUGGUGCUGGGGAAGGAGGGGACCAUCCCCGCAGCACCCAUCCUCAGCCGCACGCCUGCGUCCCACCCGGGGUGGAUGCGUCUCCUCCGGGACGGGCUCUCUGGGGAAGUUUGCAGCCAGGAGCGGCCGUGCAGAGGCUGAGGCUCUGCGGAAGAGCCCCAGGAACACGCUCAGACCCUUCGUGAGGAAGCCAUGGCCGACAGCCAGAUGCCCUUCUCCUGCCAUUACCCCGGCAGGCGCAGCAUCCGCGACCCUUUCCGGGAGCCCGGCUUGACCUCGCGUCUGCUGGACGAUGAUUUCGGCAUGUCGCCCUUCCCUGGGGACCUGACAGCGGACUGGCCCGACUGGGCUCGGCCCCGGCUCACCACCACCUGGCCGGGUCCGCUGCGCACCGGCAUGGCCCGUGCCUCCACCAUGGCCCCCGGCUACGGCACCCGCUUCGCGGGGUACCCCGAGAACCGCAGCCCCGUGCCCUUCCCCCGCGAGCCCUGGAAGGUGUGCGUCAACGUGCACAGCUUCAAACCUGAGGAGCUGACGGUCAAAACCAAGGAUGGCUACGUUGAGGUGUCAGGCAAACACGAGGAGCAGCAGGUGGAAGGAGGGAUCGUCUCCAAGAACUUCACCAAGAAAAUCCAGCUGCCCUACGAGGUGGACCCCAUCACGGUCUUCGCUUCCUUGUCACCGGAGGGGCUGCUGAUCAUCGAGGCUCCCCAGAUUCCUCCCUACCAGCCAUACGGCGAGGGCAGCUGCAGCAGUGAGAUCCCUGUUGAGAGCCAGGAGGCCACCUGCGCCUGACCCGCACCCCUCCUGCGCCCCGGCAUCCCUCCUCCCCUCUCCCUCCUCCCCUGGACCCCCGGUCCCCUGUGAUGCAGCAUCCUGACAGCCUCUGGCAAGGGUGACGGGUGCCGCUCGCAGGGACAGCAGCACCCGUCACCCCACGGGGGGACCAGCUGAGAGCCGGAGCACGCGUGCCGGGUGCCAGGCCACCGUUCCUGUGGGCUUGUAGUGGUCUGAGGUGACGGUAGAGAUUUUGUGGCCAUGGAGCCGAGCAGAACGGAUGCCCUCGUUACAGUUAUUUUUUGCUCAGAGUCGCUCGGAUGAGAUAUUUAUAAUAGCAAAAAAGGGCCCUUUUUUUUCUCUAAAAAUGUUGUGGAAUCCCGUUAGUGGGUUGGGGUUUUAACCACCUCUCUGCAAAGGACACACAUCCGGCGGUGGAGCUUGAUGGCACUGCCUCCGUCCUGAGAAACACAAACCGUCCGCAUGUUUUGAACAUUGGUUUUUGGAUUUUUUCUUCCUUUUUUUCCAAAGAGAACUUGUGCUUUUACUUGUUAAAUCUGAGGAAUAAAACCUAGUCGAUGUUCUUAGC
Molecule: messenger RNA, 1666 nt
Organism: Cuculus canorus (common cuckoo)
Lineage: Eukaryota; Metazoa; Chordata; Aves; Cuculiformes; Cuculidae
Gene: HSPB8
Product: heat shock protein family B (small) member 8
Exons: 3
Coding region: 493-1095 (200 amino acids)
Biological process (GO): cellular response to unfolded protein
Cellular component (GO): protein folding chaperone complex; nucleus; cytoplasm
Molecular function (GO): protein homodimerization activity
Source: RefSeq, a predicted model, not a curated record